Molecule: messenger RNA, 904 nt
Organism: Melanotaenia boesemani (Boeseman's rainbowfish)
Lineage: Eukaryota; Metazoa; Chordata; Actinopteri; Atheriniformes; Melanotaeniidae
Product: tetraspanin-1
Exons: 7
Coding region: 1-726 (241 amino acids)
Cellular component (GO): membrane
Source: RefSeq, a predicted model, not a curated record
AUGAGCUGCCUCACGUUCGUCAAGCUGAUGAUGGUUUUCUUCAACCUUCUUGUCUUUCUGGGAGGUGUGACCCUGCUGACCGUGGGAAUAUGGGUGAGCGUGGACGGCAACGCCUUCCUCCUCUUCCUGGGACCCUUCUCUAAUCAGGCCUUACAGUUCAUCAAUGUGGGCUUUUACUGCAUCGCCAUCGGAGUGGUGCUGGUUCUGCUGGGGCUCCUGGGCUGCUGUGGGGCCCGAAAGGAGAGCAAGUAUCUGCUGCUGGCGUUCUUCUCCGUCAUCCUCAUCAUUUUCAUUGCUGAAGUGGCAGCAGGAGUCGUGGUGUUGGCCUACUCUUCAUUUGCUGGGGGGAUCCUCAGAGUGUGGGCCACCCCUGCAUUUCAGACCCAAUACGGCAGCGAUCCUGUUGUCACUGAGAUCUUGAACACCACCAUGACAGAGCUGAAGUGCUGUGGUUUCUCCAACUACACGGAUUUUGAGGGCUCAAAGUUUGAGGAGCAGAAUGGAGGCAGCCUGCCACCCAGCUGUUGUUGGACCAACAUCGCCCCCUGCAGCCUCAUCGAGGCAGCGCUCCUACCUGUGCAGGGCUGUUUUGAACACAUCCUGAACACCGUUCAAAAGCAGGCCAACAUUGUGGGCGGCCUCGCAGCAGGAGGCGGAGUUUUACAGAUUGCUGCCAUGAUUGUGUCCAUGUACCUGUAUUGUCACCUGGACAGCAGAGUCAGCUGAGGCUUCCUCUCCAGAAGGACCACAGAUCCCCGAUGAUGUCCUGCUGUUAUUAACUCAGAGCCUCACCGUCACAUUCACUUUUCUAUUUAGCCUAAAACCAUCUUCAUUUUAUUUUCAUCUUGUAAAAAUUACACCUAUGAAGUGUAAAUUUAUCCAUCAAUAAAAUAUAUUGAGCUCA